AUGGGCAACGCCCAGUCCACCCUGCCCCAAGUCCUCCAGCCGCCGCCCUCGCCCGGCAAGUCCGGCGCGAACAGGCUCAGGAACGUCUUCAAGAACAAGGGCAAGCAGCGCGCCGUCACCGCCCCGGCCACCUCCCCGCUCGGCAUCGCGCACGAUCCACCGACGCCGCCCCCAAAGUCGCCCAGGUCCCAACCACAGCCGCCGGCACCCGCACCCGCCCCAGCGCCUACGCCUGCACCGCAACCACUCCCGCGGCAGCAGCGGCCACUGGAAGUUGACACGGGCAAGAAGGAGGACUGGCGCAGGUCGGACGCGACGAUGGCCAGCCACCACACCAUUCGCCCGCGCUCAGGCACCGCACCACGACCGGUGUCGAUGGCGGAGAGCACAAGCACGGUGAUGGCGCACCGCCGGCUCAGCGCCCUCGUGGCAGAGGCUGAGUUUGUGCUCCCCGACGACGACGACGCACAGGCGCGGUUGAACACCCUAAACGGGACGAGGAAGCGCCACUCGAUGACCCUCCACUUUGCCGCCUCGCCCUCCCCCACCCUCGCCACUCCGCCCGCGACAAGCAGCGCAGCGGCAGAGGGCUACAUCGGGGCCGCACAGCGCGACGGCAGCUCGCACACGGCCGGCAGCCAGAUCCGCGGCAGGCUCGCGGCAUGGACCACCGCCUCCGCUUCUGGUCACGGAAACACCCCGCCGGCCAUCACCGUCGACGAGCACGGCGGCUGGGCUGCCCCUCAACACACUGGCUGGGUGCCGCAGAAGCUGGCCAGGGAACCCACACUCGUCCGGCACGAGCCCCAGCCCCAGGCGCCCUCCGGCAUGCUCGGCUUUGGCCGUCGCGUCGUGCGUGCGCUAGGCAUGCAGAUGCCCGGUCAGGGGCACGACACCCCGCCAAGCCGUAGCCCGACUCCUGAGCGCCGCGGCCCCCGUCGCACGCCCAACGCACCCAGCGGCACAUGGAGCGUGCACACCGCCGACUCGAGCAUGUCUUCUCAGUCCCAAGGCAACUCCCUCGGCCCCUGUCUGCGAGGUCCGAGGGCUCAGAGCGGCCUCGUCUUUGGCCGCCCUCUCAACGACGCCGUGCGCGAUACCGCCAUCGAGCAUGUGCGCACUGCGAUGGACGGUACGCUAGUUCCCUCUGAUGCUCCAGCUUUUGAUCACGCUGCGGCUCAUCCAUUCAUACAUCUACACCAUACGGGUUUCGCUGAUGCUCGGUCUCUUUCUACAGGCGAAAACGGCUGGUCCGACCCCGGCCCAUCUGCACCGCUCACGGACCGCGCGCUUCCGGCGCUCGUCGUGAGAUGCGUGCAGCAUAUCAUGACUUGGGGGCUCGAGGAGGAGGGGCUCUUCCGAAUCAGCGGUCGCGCAUCACACAUCGCGCGCCUACGCUCAGAGUUCGACACAGGCGCCGAUUUUGAUCUCCAAGCGAGCCCGCCAGGCGAGCUCGACCCGCACGCCGUCGCGAGCAUCUUCAAGGCGUACCUGCGCGAACUCCCCGAUCCAAUCCUGACGAAGCAGCUGACCCCGCUUUUCGAGGCCGCAAUGGACGCCGAGAACGAGACGAGAAGGAGCAUCGAUACCGCCGCAUCCGUCGCGUCUGCGCCCGCUUCCAUGCCGACGCAGAUGCCCAUGCCCAUGCCGCGGCGCCUGACGCUCGAGUCCGGCGGCUGUGGUCUGCCCUCGAGCCCGCGACCGGCCGCUGCGGCCGCUGCUGCGGCCGUGAACAACAGCGUGAACAGGCCCUCGCCGCUUUCGUCCUCGCCCGCGUCUACGGCUUCGUCCCCGAUGUCGCCGCCCGCCGGCCCGAUCCCGUCGUUGACACAACCCGCAUUAGCGAUCGCGCCGCCCUCCGCGGCGCUUUUGCGUCGGUUCCGGGCUCUUGUCGCCCGCUUACCACGCGCACAUCGCGAUCUUCUUCGGACCGUUUCCAGUCUUAUCCGGGCGACUGCAUCACGAAAAGAGACGCGUAUGCCGCUGAGCAACUUGACGGUUGUUUUCUGCCCUAGUCUGGGUCUCAGCCCGAGUAUUCUGCGCGUAUUGUGCGAGCAAGAGGAGAUCUGGACACCGCUUAGCAAUGAGGAGAUCGAGGAGAUGCGGAGGGAGCAAGAGGUGCUCGAGAGCGCUACCUCCGACAGGGAUGGCUCCGAUGGAAGCGGCCAGGAGAUCGAAGUUCCCGAGCCAGAGACGCCCGUACCACAGACGCCCGCCGACGUCCGUGCGAUGUACGCCAUCAAUGCGCUCCCGACUUCGGCUUCGCAGCACACUCAGGAUAACGACACUGCGUCCUUCGCGCUUUCCUCCGCGUCUUCGUCUUCGCUGGCUACACCCGACAGCAACGCAGCAUCUCGCGAAGAGCUGGCAUUGCAUGCCCGUCGUACACCGAUACACACAAGCCCCAGUGCGCCGAAUCUCAGCUUGAGGAGAGCAGUGGCGCCCGGUAUGAGCAUCCGGAGUUUCAGCUCAAAGAGCAGUCUUGCGAGCUCGAACGUCAAGAUCUCGGGCCCGUUGGAGCUUAUGGAUGUUUCUUCACCCACGACGAGCACGGCCAUCAGCUUCCCGUCGCCGACGCCAUCGCUCGGUCCUGGCUCUGAGAUGCAGCAGUUCCCCUCCACAGUCCCCGGCACGCACUUCCCGCGCACAGAGUCUGAAGAUGACCCCGAGCAGCCGCAGGAAAGGCCGUUCUCGCGACCUCUGGCGAGGGCGAAGCGGCCGAGCUUGACGAUGCUCUUUGGCAAGCGGAGUCUCUCGAGUCUGCGGAACUCGAGGAUUAUGAACCUCAGCCCGCUGAGCCCGCGUACGGCCAGCCAACCGCUCGUACAGUCUCGCGCGUCGGAUGGCGCCGGGACGAGGGAUACGGUCUACGGAGGUAGCGCGAGCGAAGGCGCCAGUGCGAGUGCCAGCGCUGGUGUAUCGCGCCGCGCGAGUGUGCUGGAUAUGGGACUGUCGCUGUCGCGUAGGGCGAGCGCGUUGAGUCGGCGCGCGAGCGUGAUGGAUCCUGCGGCCAAAGCGAGCGAGGAGAGAGAACGCGUGGAGAGCGCGCCGCCUGUGCUUGAGCUCGGGAUCGAGACGAGUCCGCUGCGCGUGCCGGGGAUGAUCUCGCCGCUGGCCACGGAGGAGUUCUCGCCUAUGCAGACGGCGGUGCCAGAGGUCGUGCGGCGCACAACACCGCCGAUCGAUACAGCCGCGGCGAACGAGCAGCACACCGAUACGAGCAAGACGGAGAUCACGCCGCUCGGCGAGCUUCCGGCGCCGUAUAACCGGCUCAGCCUCUGGGAGGACGAGUCGGAUGCGGCGGACGGGGGGCUCGAUGGGGAGUGGGCGAGUAGUGUGUUGCUCGCUGCCGAUGCGGGGUGGCUGGGCGCCGAGCGCACGGCGUCGUCGUAG
Messenger RNA from Peniophora sp. CBMAI 1063, 3393 nucleotides. NCBI's taxonomy places the organism in Eukaryota, Fungi, Basidiomycota, Agaricomycetes, Russulales, Peniophoraceae. The record is from the annotation of a GenBank genome assembly.